Molecule: messenger RNA, 471 nt
Organism: Penicillium maclennaniae
Lineage: Eukaryota; Fungi; Ascomycota; Eurotiomycetes; Eurotiales; Aspergillaceae
Product: V-type ATPase assembly factor PKR1
Exons: 1
Coding region: 1-471 (156 amino acids)
Biological process (GO): vacuolar proton-transporting V-type ATPase complex assembly
Cellular component (GO): endoplasmic reticulum membrane
Source: RefSeq, a predicted model, not a curated record
AUGGCUUCCUUCGUCGAAGAGCUAUGGUCCAGCGUCUUCACGCCGGGCCCCACACCGACUCUGUUGAUCGCGACCAACGUCAGCUUCGCAGCCCUGCAACUUGUUCUCUUCGGUCUCCUCCUCGCAACCUACAGCCUGCACUUCGUCGCCUUGUCCACCAUCUCCGCAGGCCUAUGGUACUCGAUCAACUGGUUUGCGGCAGAAGUGCGCGCAGCCCAACUAGCCCAAGAGGCUGAAAAGAAGGACCCCGCGCUCAACAGGAAUAAGGAUUCCGUGGAGGGUGACAGCGACACAGAGACCGAAACCUUCGGUAACCCUUCCGCUGUCGCCACCGGUAGCGCCUCCCUCUCUUCGUCAGGACUCCAGCCCAUCGAACGCGAUUCCAGGAAGCGGCCCAGCUCUGGCGGCGAUAGCUCUGGGUACGGAAGCACCGACAGCGAGUGGGAGAAAGUCGAGGAUAACAAGGCGUGA